CCGUCUCUAUUCUCUGAGAGGGGAUCAAGCCUCAGUCCUACACAGCUCCCUGUUUAUCAGCUUAGAGGAAACAACGAGAAGAGGAAGUUUACUGACUGUCGCACGCUUUUUCUGACAAAUUGUUGCACCCUGGAAGUUUUUCUGUUCAUGUCACCUGUAAACCUGAGUCCAGAAAACCUAGCAACACAAAGCAAGGCUCUUUUCUUUUCCACGGAUUCAUUUAGCCAGACCAGCAGUCCACAGCCUGGUGAUGGAUUUUAACCUGCUGACUGACCGUGAGACCCGCAGCCCAGUGCUAUGUCUCUCUGACUCCGGGACGCCACAGCGUGAGCCGGGAUGCAAAGGCCAGGACCAAAGCGACACUGAGAAAUCACAGCAGAACAAACUGGAUGAGUCAAGUGUUGAAGAAGGCUCUCUGAAGAAGAAGCAGCGUCGGCAAAGGACUCACUUCACCAGCCAGCAGCUCCAAGAGCUAGAGGCCACCUUUCAGAGAAACCGCUACCCAGACAUGAGCACCAGAGAAGAGAUCGCUGUGUGGACAAAUCUUACUGAGGCUCGGGUCAGGGUAUGGUUUAAAAACCGGCGUGCAAAGUGGAGAAAAAGGGAAAGGAACCAGCAGGCAGAGCUAUGCAAAAAUGGCUUUGGCACCCAAUUCAAUGGCCUCAUGCAGCCAUAUGAUGAAAUGUACACAGGUUAUUCCUACAACAACUGGGCAACUAAGGGCUUAGCAAGUAGCCCGCUCUCUGCCAAAAGCUUCCCGUUCUUUAAUUCAAUGAAUGUAACUCCCCUGUCAUCCCAGCCUAUGUUCUCCCCCCCAAGUUCCAUCCCCUCCAUGAACAUGCCCUCCAGCAUGGUGCCCUCAGCAGUAACUGGAGUUCCUGCUUCUGGGCUAAAUAACCUGGGGAACCUAAACAACCUCAACAGUCCUACGGCGCUCAACUCUGUUGCAGUGACUGCAGCCACAUGCCCCUAUGCCACUACAGCCAGCCCCUACAUGUACAGAGACACCUGCAACUCCAGCUUGGCUAGUCUACGCCUAAAAGCAAAGCAGCACACCAACUUUGCUUAUCCAGCAGUGCAGAAUACUGUGUCCAACCUAAGCCCCUGCCAAUAUGCUGUGGACCGGCCUGUAUGAACUCCAACUCUGACUUACCAUACCAGCUAUCAGUCCGCUGUUACUCCAGUUCUCAUCUCUUCAACUAUCAUCUUUAAACUGCUGGUUGUGCAUAUCAGUUGGUGCCUUGAUGGUAAACUAUCAGUCUAAUUGCCAUCAAUAACAACAAAUAAAACUCCUCGGAAAGACCACUGUUUGUUUAAAGGAAUUAUCUUCUGUUAGACUCAAUUACUCAACUGACCUACCACUUUUGAACCAUUUUAGAAAUAAUAGUCUAAUUUCCCUUUUUUUAACUGCAUGAUGAGAAAAGUAACAUAAUCCACAGACAGGUGAACCUUUGGACUGGUUGUUAGCAUCUUGGGUAAGAAACAUCAAAUACAACUCAUGUAGAAAGGUGGACUUAUGGUUUCAAGUCAUCAUUAUAGAGGGUGUAAGUACUAUUUUUUUCCUGCUCUGUAUGAAAAUAUAUACUAAACCCAAAAUGAUUCAUACCCCUGGCAAACUUAUAUUUUUAUUUAACCAAGAAGUUUUCUUCUGUUAAGCAAUGAGACUGGCCUCUCUCCACAUACAUCAGCAAAAUAAAAUGUGUUUUUAUUUACAUUGUAUUGAAAUUAUGCCAAAUGUUUCUUAUGUCUUUCUCAAUAAUCAAGGGACAUUUUCUUUUGCAAGUUUUCACAGGAAUUCUGAUUAUUUACUUUGGUGAUGUCUUUGAGGUGGGAAAGCCUUGUAAUCACACAAAUCUUAGGUCCCUCCUCAGAUUAAAUUGGGAGACCUCCAAAUGCUAUUACUUCCUGUCAGAAAAACAUGUUGGUAAACAAUUAACACUAAGUAGGCCAGGGGUAUAAAAAUGGUAUCUGAUGACAGAUACCAAGCAAGGAUCAUAGGUAAACAUUAUAUGAGCACAUCAUUUAGGAACUAGAGUUGUGUAAAAAAGGUAUCAUCCUGAAGGUCAUUAUGGAGAACUCUGUUGUUUGAUAGGUCUUGAAAGUGUUUCACAGGUCUUGCCAUAACUCAGUGCUUGUAAAUAGAAAUUUAGCUAUUUACAUACCUGAAUAUAUGUGGCAUCUGAGCAACAUUUUCAAGUAAAAAUCUGAAAGCCAUGUAAUUUAGAACUUUGUUUGGUCCAUGUGUGGGCAGCAGUCCAUGACAAUACAAAUAUAUGCAAGAAUGCAAAACAAACAUACAAAAACACAAACUUUUUUCCUGGGGUAGCUUGCUCUAUCUCUGUAUGUAUCAUUCCUCACCCGUGUCAUUUAAUAAUUUUUUGUGGAUAAGUGUUUUGUGUAAUCACAGAGAAUAACAUCGGUAAAAAACAAAAAAGAAAAUCUCAGAUCUCAGAUAUAUCUCCAAGUAGUGGAGGUGAUGUAAAGCUCUAUUGAAAUUACAGUAUUUAAAGGUUUUAUUUUCACAUGUUCUUCUUUGACACAUAUCAACUUCAAGCUGUGUCUCAUGACAGAUAUCUAGAUAUUGUGGCAUAACCCAAACCUUAUAAGAAGUUGUCCAUUUUAGAAUCUAGACAUUUCCUAUUCUUACCCACCAGAUAAGAAGUAGAUGUAAUGCCAAGACACAAACCCCAAUUUUACCCAAGUUUUUGCUGCUUUCAAAGACUUUAAAUUAUGUCAUUGUCAAUUUUAUUGUGAGUGAAUGCUAUUUUAAAAGCUUGAUAACAGUGCCCCCUAUUGGCCCACAACAACAUCUCUUUUAUCUUCUACAAUAUAAAUAGAGAGGGAGUGUUAGUUUGAAGACAGUGAGGUAGCAGUACUAAUGGCCCUCAGUUGCGACGGGCCAGACAGCACCCAAGGUGGGAUGGCCAUGAUUUUUCUAAACAUUUUAUGCUACACCCUCAUUCCAUGCAUUGCAUUUAUGAUCCCUGUUUGGACCAGUUCACUUUGAUGACAUAUGAAAGAAUAUGAAACCUAACCAAAGCUAAAUAUUUACAUACAACUUCCUGAUGAGUUCAUUCAAACACAAAGUUUCAUUCUUUACAUGUCCUAAUAUUCAUAUAGUAGUCUGUGGUCAUAUUUCUUGUAGAUUACUUUAAAAAAAGAUAUCAGCUGGUUUAGUGGGCACAAAGAAAUCAGAGGCCGACACUUCAUUUUCAUCUCUCAGGUCUGGGAUCAAGAGAAAAAGAAUUACCCAUACUCCAAUGCCUUUGCAGGUAAUUCAGAUAGGUGUGAACAUAUUUUACUGAGAAAUGACAAAUUUGACAAAAUUGAGUUCUUGUGAAUUAUUUGUAUGUGUACAGACAUGACUCAAAAUGCUUGUAUGUGUUUUGUAUGCAGUUAACAGUCUAGCAGAAUCCAUUUCAUGUUCAAGGAAGAACAAAAAAUAUAAUGCAACAUCAAAAUAAAUCAAAUGAGACAUUA
Messenger RNA from Fundulus heteroclitus (mummichog), 3480 nucleotides. RefSeq names its product paired-like homeodomain 3 (gene pitx3). The transcript has 4 exons. Gene Ontology annotation, molecular function: DNA-binding transcription factor activity, RNA polymerase II-specific; RNA polymerase II cis-regulatory region sequence-specific DNA binding. The record is from RefSeq and is a predicted model, not a curated record. Gene Ontology annotation, biological process: anatomical structure morphogenesis; regulation of transcription by RNA polymerase II. Gene Ontology annotation, cellular component: nucleus. NCBI's taxonomy places the organism in Eukaryota, Metazoa, Chordata, Actinopteri, Cyprinodontiformes, Fundulidae. The coding region runs from base 251 to 1135 and encodes 294 amino acids.